Messenger RNA from Stomoxys calcitrans (stable fly), 10766 nucleotides. It is a transcript of the gene tud, whose product is annotated as maternal protein tudor. The transcript is spliced from 10 exons. Bases 2005 to 10521 code for a protein of 2838 amino acids. Lineage: Eukaryota; Metazoa; Arthropoda; Insecta; Diptera; Muscidae. The record is from RefSeq and is a predicted model, not a curated record.
CAACAUUGAAAGUCAGUCGUCUUUCAAUUUUUCUAUGAGAAGGGGAGACGUGUGUUAAUAGUUUGCGCUUUACAAAACAAAAAACGGGACGUUUUUUUGGAGUUUUUAUACAUUUCUUUUUUUAGUUCGUUCAUUUUUCUAACCAAAAAUCUAAUAAGACACUGCAUUUUAUCGCUCGCAUAAAUGUGUUAUUUAAGAAAGACAAAAAACAAAAACGAAAGAGUGAAAUACAAAAGCAGAAGAAAACAGCAGCCAGCCGAUACACUUGAAAAGUACCCCAAAAGGAAACUGAUGAAAAAAAUGAAUCGCUUUUAACUCCACGUGAAAGUGGGAGCCGCAGCGAUUCCAUUUAUCUACGCCUUGCGAUAUAGAAAAAGAAAACGGACGGUGUACAACAAACACAUCCAUCCAUACAUUUGUACGUAACGUAUGUUCAAUGUAUAUGUAGUGCAGUGAAGUGUUGUGUAGAGGCGCUCUAAUUGUACGUACGGGUCGGGGUCUACAAAACGUACGUUUCACUUUUUUUUCCUUGGCUGGCAAAAAAAAACAGAAUCAAGCAAAAUCUUCAAAGAUAAUUUCGUGAAAGACGAAACGUGAUAUUUGGCGAUUGCUUUUGUUAAUAACCGUAACUUAAAAGACUGAAUUAAUCAACAAAAAAACAAAUUGAAUUAACUUUAGAGAAAUAUUUAAUCCACGACGACAUUUUUUCUUUCUUUGACACUCACACACACAAACAAAAAUGCGAGAAAUGAUGAAUAAUUAGCACAGCUAAAUAGAAAAAAAACAAGAAAAAUAAUAUAAGCAAAGAAAAAAUAAAAUAAAAAAUCAUAACGCAAAAAAAGAGAGACACAAAUCUCACACACCAACGAACAUCGAAACGAAUCGUAUUUACAGCUGUGCGCGACGUACAAGAGGAGGCAAAACAGUUUCCAAAAUAUUCAUCACAACAAAACCCACACACAAAUAAAUGACCGACCGACAAAUUGACCAAGCAAUUGUGUGUGUAUGAAUGCGUGAAGUGAUCAACAAUAACAAAAAGCAAGUUAAAGAGAAAACAAAAACAAAAAAAAAAUUGUUAAAAAUUCCUAUAAAAUUAUUCACUUAAUUGUUCGAAAAUCGGUAGAAAAGAAAUGAAAAAUUGAAAAAAAGAAUACUAUAGAGAUCCAUCUACAUAUCUUAAUCAAAAUAUACGAUAACAAGAGUGCAUAUUUUUGGUGAAAAGAUCUGUAGGAAUCUUGAGUGUAUGUCAAUGUGUAUCGAAAGUGCAUUGAAAAGUGUCUAGAAAAAGAAAACAACAAUCAUAACAACUGGAGGAAUACAAACUUAUCUGAGCCAGCAAAUAUUUUACAGUGGGCGCACAUACUUCUGCCCACUGCAACAAGCAGCAGCAUUCAAACUACCUUUUAAAGCCCUUCGGUAACUCGUGCGGGCGUUGUUGUAGUUGAAAAGAGGUGUCUCUCAAACGACGACAAAUCUUAGCAGACAAUUACAGAGGAAAAUUUUAGAAACUAAAACAUUACUCAGCAUCCUUAUAUUUUUGUCGUAUUGUAUAUCGCUGUUCUUUUGAUAACAAUUAUCUGGUUUAUAUAAAUAUAACACUCACUUCUUCGUCUUCGCUUAAGCUUAGAGAAAAGUAGCGAAUGAAGCAUAAAUAACCUGAAUAUAAUACAGAACGCAGAAAAAACGUAAACUUAGCAGAAUAUCGAAAUCUCGACAAACAGCGAACAGUCAUACGAAACGCCGCAAGCGACAACAGCAAAAAUAGUAACUCUCCUUGCCGAGAUUCUUGGUUUCCAUCAAAAGCAGCGGCAUUAAAUUUCCAUCCACUGCCGAUUGAGAAUUGCUUGCAGCAUAAGAACCUCGUGGAAUGUGAUUACAUAUCGGACGCAUAAAAUAUUUGAAAAAAAGUCUGAAAGCAAUUAGAUUAACGUCUCGAAGUCUGCAAGCAGGGCAAACAGUUCUUUGGGAAACCGCAAGACGACCGCAACUUCUUUAACCACCACAAUGAGCACCUCACAGGCUUUAACUGCAACAGCAUCAUCAUCAUCAUCGUCGGCUGGCACGACGGCACCACCUCCAAGCUCUGCUUCAACCGCGUCGUCAUCAGCGCCUUCAAUGACCGACAGCGGUAGCAGCAGCAGCAACAAUGAGCGCAAACAACGUCUCCAUAUUACACACGUCGACUCCUUUGGACCGUAUUUGAAGAUCAACGGUCAACUUAACCCCGAUGCAAUGGCUGUAGUGCGUACUCAGGUGCAAAAGAUAUUACCAACAUGCUAUACAAUUGAACCGUCAUGGCCGGUGGCACGUCAACAGGCCCUACUGCUACCGGGUGCCAUGUGUCUGUACAAACGUGUCAAUGGCGCCGCGCCGGCAGAUUUUGAAUUUGUACGUUCACGCAUUACAAAAGUCAUCAACACAGCCACCCCGACAGCACAAACACCGCCCAAAGUGGAAAUAGAUAUUAUCGAUUAUGGCUGCACUGCAACAGUGGUCAGUUUUGAGCUGCUAUUUCCACAACAACCUGAACAACUGUUGAAUAUCCCAGCUAUGUGCUCGCAGUACAUUGUUUUGGGUAUUUGCGAAGAUUGGAAGAAAUCACAAUUGGAUGAGUUGACACGCAUGAUUUCACAUCAUGCGGUCGAAGUUUCCAUUAUAAAAGAAUUUAAUCAAUUUAAAUUCAUUACUAUGAAAUGGAAAGAGUUCAAUAUCGCCGAAUUUCUCAUACAUCAGAAGAAAAUGGGUGCACCCAUUAGUAACGACUUGUUGUUUGAGAACUUUACGAAAAUUCUUAAGCAACAGCAACAACAACAACAGCAGCAGCAGCAACAAGCUGCUGUACUUAACAAUAAUAAUACGCCAACUGUAAAUAUGAAUAGCAAUCACAAUAACAUUAACAACAAUAACAACAAUUAUUAUAACAAAAAUCACAAUCAUCAAACGCCGACACAACAACUACAGCAAACGCCUCUCAUCAAUUCCAACAAUAACAAUGUGGUUGCCAUUGCUGCAGCAGCGGCUGCUGCCGCCAACAAUUUAAGCGGAGGGCUAACAGGUGUAAGCCAUCAACAACAGAUGCGCGAACAAAUGGCUGCCAGAUCUAAUCUAUCGGCCCGUCUACAACAAUUGCAACAUCCCCAUCUGCAACAACCACAGCAUAUGCAUAUGGCUGCUGCAGCCCAGCAUGGUAGUAUGCGAAAUAUUAUAAUGACUGGUCCUGUACAGCCACGUAUGCCACAGUCCAUUGGUAACUUAAGGUCUAUGAUGCAAGGCAUUCACUUGCAAAACAAUCGAAUUCCUUUUACCGGCCUCUAUACGCAGCAACAACAACAAUCACAUCACUCAUUAGUCACUGCCACACCAGCAAGCUACAAUGGUUUGCCUGGAGUCAUGCCAAACUCUGUGCCACAAUUUAAUGUUUAUAAUGCACGCUACCAAAGACCUCCACCACCACACCUUGCACACCAACAAUCCCUUAGUGCCAUGAGUGGUAUAGCCCCCACAACAACGGCGGUGACAACUCCACUUUCUCCUCCAAGGCGAACAGCGCCGGCCACCUUCAAGUCCAAUCACCUGGUGGUGGGUCAGGUGUAUGAUGUUAGUGUUAGCUUUGUCGAAAAUGGUCCCUUUUUAUUUUCCGUCCAAUUAGUCUCACAUCAGGAUGAUCUAACCGACAUGAUGAACCGCAUUGAAAAGGUGGAACUGAAGCAAUUCGUAGAUAAGCCCAUGUUGGGUACGGCUUGUAUAGCACGCUAUUCCGAAGAUGGGCAAUUGUAUCGAGCCUUGAUAACGGGCGUGGAGCCAACUGCCUGUAAGGUGGCCUACAUUGAUUAUGGCAAUGCUGAAAUGGUGCAUUAUGGAGAUUUAUACGAAAUACCCGAUGAUUUUUUGAAAUUCAAAGCCUUCGCCAUACGCUUUACCUUGUCCGGUCACAAGGAACUGGAGCCCAUUGAUGAUAGCUUGAAAAAGGCCUUUAAAGAUCUGGUUAUCUAUAAGAAUUGUAAACUGAAAGUAAUGCCUCUGGAAGGUCCGCCCCUGGUGCAGUAUUGCGAACUCUAUAUGCAGGACAAGAAUAUCUUACAUGUCUUGAGGCAAAUACAGAAAACCCGUUUGGUCUAUGCCAAGGCUGAUGCCUUAAGGUCCAAUGAUGUGGUGGAGAUACGUUAUAUUGAUUCGCCCAAGAACUUCUACGUCCAGAAAGUGGAUAACAUUCCAGUGUUUGAGAAACUAAUGGACGAUAUGUUUUUGUAUUACAAUAAAAAUCAAAAUGUCCCCAACCAUUUGGCCCUGGGUGCUCCUUGCAUAGUGAAAUAUGAGAAUGAAUGGUAUAGGGCUGAGGUAAUGAGAGCCGAUUCCACAGCCAUUAUCGUAAGGCAUGUUGACUUUGGCUAUGAACAAAAGGUAACGAAGAAUCUUUUGAGCACCAUAGCCGAGAAACAUCUCAAGCUGCCUCGUCAGGCUGUGCAAUGUUGUCUGAAGGGCUUUGAAAACAACGAACUAAGCAAGGAUUUGGCUACCACACAAUUUGAGAUGUUGGCCGAAGAAUCCAAUCGAGAACGCAGAUCAUUUACCGUCAAAGUAUUUCGCAUUCAACCGGAUGGUGUGAAUCUUGUUAAUCUUUGCACCAAGGAUUUGAAUGUAAUGAAGAAACUAUACAAGCUGUCCAUGCCCUUCGAGCAGUAUCUUACUUUGGAAAAGGAAGAUUUUAAUGUGAACAGCAGUCAUCAUCCCAAGGCUCAGGUAGAAAAUGGUCACCAAAAGACUCCCUCCAUUGCGUCGUCCACAGAUGUUACAUCAUCGGUACAUUCCAGCAAGGGUAAGGGUGGAGGUCAUAUAUUGAAUUCCACCACGGUGCAUAGUGAAGAGUUGCGUAUGCAAAAUAAACAAAAACAACAACAACAGCAGCAGCAACAUCAACGUAAUAAUCAAAGCUUUCAAGGUUCCAUCUCCACCACGGAGUGGGAUAAGAACAGCUCUCAUAGCUCGAUGGCUGAUACCAGAGAUUCGCGUUCCACCUCCAGCGAUUUAAACAAGCAUAAUCAACAACAACAGCACGCAAAUCAGAAUCAGCAACAACAACGCAAACACAACUAUUACAAAAACUAUCCCAAUCACAAACAGCAGCAGCAACAGCAACAACAACAGCAAUAUCAGCAGCAACAGCAUCAUCACAAUUUGCCUAGCUCCAACAAUUCUAUAUCGAGUGACAAACGAAGCACGGCUAGCAAUUACAGUAACAAUAAAUCGAUGUCCUCCAAUAAUACUCCGCCACGAUUCCAAAAACAAAAGAAUCAACAGCAACAACAACAACAGCAGAAGCAACAACGUCCCCAAAAUGCCCCACAAGGUUUCUCACAAAAACCGCCGGCAAAUGCCAACAGCAAUCAGCAGAAGGAGCAGCAACAACCUCAGCAAAACCAGCAGCAGCAGCAGCAGCAGCAACAACAUCAAAAUCAAAAAUCUCAACAUAACAACAAGUCCCUCAAUGGCAGUGAAUCUUCCAAAAAAUCCACAGAUACUUCCAGUGAAACAUCAAAGAAAUCUCAAGAGAUCACAGCAGCAAAGGAUAAGGCACCACCCGCACACAAUUUUGUGCCUCUAAAUAAAGCAUUCCCCAUUAAGCCCUUGGAGACACCAUGCCGUGAAGAGGUCAUAAUAUCCUGGUGGAUAUCGCCUCAUCAAUUCUAUACCCAAUUGAAAUCUCGUUCUGUCGACUUUGAACGAUUUAUGAAAGAAAUUCAACAGUUCUAUAGCAAAUUGCCGCUGCAGCAAAUGCAAUUGCGUGUUGGCUCGUUUGUAAUGGCCCGUCAGCGUAAGGACAACAUUAUCUAUCGGGCCCGUGUUGUGGCCUGCAAUCAAAUGUUGCGCAAAUACAAGGUGAAUUUCGUUGACUUUGGCAAUGUGUAUACGGUCACUUCGGAAGACAUAUGGCCGGUGGAAAAGAAAUUCUCCGAUUAUCCCAUAAUGGCAUAUUUGUGUGGUUUCGAUGGCAUUGUUUCCAACUACGAUCACUUGUAUAUCAUUGAUCGCAUGGAUAAAUAUUUACCUCAGGGUGUCACAUUGCAAUGUGAAUAUAUCGAGAAGAGCAUACAAAGCGACUUGUAUUUUGUUAAUGUUAAUGUCAAUAAAAUUUCCUUGAAGGAAACUUUAAAGAAGGAGGGUCUAAUUACCGAAAUUUGUCCAGAACUCCGUUUAGAUUUAUUGGCUGGCCAACAAAUACGUGCCAAAAUAUCUUCUAUUAAAGAUAUGCUUAACUUUAAAAUUGAAAUACCUUUUUAUGGCUGUGAUAAUAUGAAACACAUUGAGGUUUUGUGUUCCUAUGAUGAUGUACGUUUUGUUAAGUCCAAUCAGGAUGUGGCCAAAAAAUUUAAACAAUUCUAUGCUGGCAAAUCGUGUGUUUUAAAUGUCAAGGAUGUCAAUGAUAAUAAAGUAAUUCAUCUGAGACCCUUGUUGCCUCUGCUCAAAGAAGAUAUACCAUGGUAUAUUUGCACUACACCCAUAUUACUGGAGUCCUUUAAGAUACGUGUGGUGUUUGUGCCUACUGCCUAUCGAGUGUAUGGUCAAAUAGUGGCCAUCGAAAUGGAAAUGGCUCAACUUUUGGAUGAUAUGUAUAACCACUAUGAAAAUGAGGGUGUAGUUUUACAAUCGUUCGAAACUGAAAAAGUAUGUGCUGCCAAAGGCAGUGAUGGCAAUUGGUAUAGAGGACGCAUUAUAAGCAAUAAAACACCCGAAGGACCUGUGGAGGUCUACUACAUGGAUUACGGUAACACAGAGACUGUGGAAAAGAGCAAUUUGAAGCAACUCGAUGAGAAGUUCUAUGCCAAUAAGAAUGCCUAUGGCCUUGAAAUUAAUUUACCCCUAAAGACGCUCUCGGCAGAAGCCCAGCAAAAGCAAAAGGGUAAAAAAUCCGCUAAUAAUACAGCAGCUGCUGCCUCUGCCAACGAGACGGAUAUAGCUGUUAUAAAUAAAUUAACCAGCCUAACUUUGGACCAAGAGAUUACCGUUAAGUGUGUGGAAGUUAAGAACAAUCAUUUAAUUGCCGAACUUGUUAUGUCAGAUGGUCGAAAUAUGAUUGAUAUGCUGAAGGAGCAGAAAUUAAUUAAAUCGCGUGAUUUAGAGUACAUGCGCAAAUUGCUGGAAAGGGAAAAGCCUAAUCAAUUGGAAUAUAUUGAAUGUGUUGACCUUACCAUUGAGGAUGAGGAAGAAGAAUCAGCUAAUAAUGCAAAUACCGCAGGUGGUGACAAAAGCAAGAAGGCAAAGACAGGUGGUGGUUCACCAAAGCGAAAGAAGGCUAAUGGAGCUAAAGAUGGCGAUAGUGAUAAAGAGAAGAUAACAGAGAAAAAGGUUGAGAAGAGUGUACCAGAAGUGCAAAAACAACCAGAAGCUAAGCCGAUAGCUAAAGUUGAAGAAAUUCCAAAGCCUGCUGAACCAGUAAAACCGAACGAAGCGGCAGCACCAUCCAAACCAGCUGUUAAAGAACCCGUAGUGGUUGCUCCAGAACCUGUGAAAGAAAUCGUCCCUGAACCCAUUGUAGAUCCCUUUGCCGAUUGGGAACAUGCUGUCUUGGCCCAUUGUGAUAAUCCUGCUCAAUUUUUCAUUCAUCCCAUGGAUAAGGUUAAGGAAUUGCAAAAGCUACAAGAGAAUCUUCAAAUUGUUGCCAGUUCUUUGCCACCAUUGAUGAGAGUCAUCAAUGGUGCCCUUUGCAUUUCCAUGUAUUCCGUUGACAAGCAAUGGUAUAGAGCCAAAAUAUUGGACGCUGAGCUGAUGGUGUUACAGUUUAUAGAUUUCGGCAAUACCGAUUGUGUGACCGAUACCACAGAUCUAAAGGAAAUGCUUUGUUUCCCAGACGUUGAACCCUUCUGUAUUCCCUGUGCCUUGCCAAUAAGGCCAAGCUCCACUUUGGACUGGCAAGAUGCAGCGAAUAGUAUUUUCAAUGAUUCCUACACCAAGGUCUUGGACUAUGAAUUCAUUACGCAUGGUGAGAAGUCUAGGAAGAGUUAUGUGAACCUCUUCAUAGAGGGAGUGAAUGUCAUGGAGUCCCUAAUCCAAGGUGGCUUUGCCAAGCCUCUUGAAUCGGUGGAAUCUGGUUUGAACUGUUAUAUCUCUCAUGUGAAUGGCAUUUCCGAUUUCUAUAUACAAUACGAGAAGGAUUCUAAAGGAUUGGAGUUGAUCGAAAUCUAUUUGGCUGAUAAUGAAAAAUUGAAAAAACUGGAGAAAUUUGAAAAAUACAAAAUCGUGGCUGCCCUCUUCCCAGACGAUGAAAUGUGGUACCGGGCAAAAUUGUUGAGGCAAGUAAGCAAUGGCUAUGAGGUGCUCUUCAUAGAUUAUGGCAACACCAGCAUUAGCCCUGAGUGUCGCGAAAUUUCCAAAGAUAUAGCCGAGCUGCCACCCUUAUCGAAGAAGUGUGCCUUGGAGGUGCCAGAGAACUGCAAGUGUUGGUCCGAUGCUGCAGAGCAGAAAUUCAUGGAAAUUGCAGCCACUGGAGAGACAAUUUUCAGUGUUGAACUGCGUGAGCCUGCGAAGGAUCAUGCACUGGUGCAUCUACUCAUCGAUGGUCACAACAUAAACGAUGACCUGGAGGAAUUGUGUGAAAAGAAGCCUUUGCCCGAAGUGGCUCCUGAAGUAAUGAUGAUGAGCAGCAGUUUCAAUAGUUCUAGUCUGCAGACUUCCAUGUGCGAGACCGAAUGCCAUCAUGCGUACAUAUCACAUGUCAAUUCUCCAUGUGAUUUCUAUGUGCAAUUUGCCAGUGACUCCAUACGUCUGGAGGAUAUGACUCAAGCCCUGAACUCCACGCACAUGGAAGUUUUAGAGAAUCCUAAAAAACAACAAAUUUGUGCUGCCAUCUAUGCGGAGGACAAAUCCUUGUACAGAGCACGCAUCUUGGAGUGCCUGCCCGAAAAACAAUACAGAGUGCUUUUCAUAGACUUUGGCAAUGAGGCGGUGACCACAGAGUUGAAAGCACUUCCCCAAGAUUUGCUGAAUAUCCAACAAUUGUCUAAACACUGUCAAUUGGAAAAUUAUUCGAAAUUCCUACAAUUUGGCUCCAUUGCCACAGAGAUAUUCAAUAAUUUAAUAAACCAGUGGGAGGGCCAGGCCCGUGUCGGCAUAAUUAGCGAGCCUGAAAAGCUCAACACUCCAGCCAUUGUAAAAGUUUUGGCCUUGAAUGCCUCCGACAAUCUCUGCGACUUGCUUAACAAGCAAUUGGGUCUAGAUCACAAUACACAGACGGUGACUCAGGAAUCGUCAUCAUCCGCGGCAAUGUCAGAAGAAGAGUUACUUAAGGCGGCAAAGACUUGCCUCAUAUCCCAUGCAAUUUCACCUUCACACUUUUAUAUACAGCUGAAAUCGAAUUUGUCAAAAAUGGAACAAUUGUCAAAGUCUUUGGCCGGUGCUAAGAUUAAGGCGGAGUGCGACAUAUUGAAACAGACAGAGCUACAAAGCGUAUGCAUUGCCUUUGCCUCUGACGAUGAUCGCUACUACAGAGGGCGCAUUGAGAAAAUAUUAGCUGGGGACCAGGGAUAUGAGGUAUUUUUGUUGGACUAUGGCAACACCAUUACCACCACUGAGAUACGCGAAAUGUCUGCUGAUUUGCGUGCUAUACCUUCAAUGGCGCUGCGUUGCCAACUAAACGCCAUACCCACGAAUGUCAGCGAGUCUGUGUUGGAGGAGCGCUUUUCAACAUUGUUGGAAAGCCAUUUUGGUGACUACUAUGACAUCGAAGAGCAUCAGGAGGAUAGUAACAGCGGUCUGCAUACUGUCAAACUGCAGGUCAACUACAAAGAUUUGGCCGAAGAACUGCAAAAGGCGGUGGAGAGCGAUGUCAGCAUCGAUGAGGCAUUCUCACCGCUGCCAGAGCUACACGACUGCUGCAUAAUUCAUGUAAAUUCACCCCAAUCCUUUUUUGUUCAGCUGACAAAGGAUGUAACGGCCUUGGAGAAGGUCACAGAUGUUUUGCUAGAUGCCGAAACCGCAUUUGAACCCUUCACUGAGUUAACUGUGGGCGCUUUGUGCGCGGCCGAGUUUCCCGAGGAUGGAGCCUACUAUAGGGCCGAAAUAGUCGCUCUCUUGGAGGACAACAAAUGCGAAGUGCACUACAUAGAUUUUGGCAAUAACUCAAUAACCGACAAAUUUCGUAAAUUGCCCGAAGAUUUGCUAAAACUCGAGCGCUAUGGCAAACAUUGUUCGCUGGACUCAAGCUGCCCGCAAUCGGCUGAGGUGCAACUACAAUUCACACAAUUUGUCGAUAUGCGUUUCUCCGAAACAUUCCAAUUAGAAUUUUUGAAAACCACUCAAACUUUAAACAUAGUUAGACUGUUUUAUCAGGAUAAGAAUAUCAUAAAUGAGAUACAGAACAUAAUCAAAGGUGGUGUUAGUGGUGGUGGUGGAGGAGGUAGUUGUGAUGUUAUCACCAAUAGUGGCAGCAGCGGUUUGGGUACCCUUGCAACAACAAAUGGCUUCGAGGCCGAUUCACAGCAGACACAAUCCAUGGAAGCUGCUCAAACCAAUGGUGAGCAGCAUUAACUUAUGAGGAGAACAGCAUUAACACUAAGCAAGAAUCUUUGUGAACACAAACAUACCGAAGCUGAGUUUUAAAUGCUUCCUUUAUUUAAAGAUGAAUUGAAAUAAAAUGCCGUUUUGCAGCAAGGAAUUUGCGUUUUGAAAAUUCCGGUGAGUUAUUUUACGUUGUGAUGUGUAUGAUGAGUACUCCCCAGUACUUCAUGAUGAUAAUAAAUGCCAAGAUCAAACAUCAAAUGUUUGAUGGUAAA